AGAGUGAAGAAACCGAUCCACCUGAGCUACGACAUCGACGCCAUCGACCCCUCUGUUACCCCGGCGACCGGGACACCUGUGGUGGGAGGACUCACCUACAGAGAGGGCGUCUACAUCACUGAACACCUCUGUCAGACAGGUCUUCUGUCGGCUGUGGACAUGGUGGAGGUGAAUCCUCUGAGGGGUCAGUCCAAAGAGGACGUCCAGUCUACAGUCAGCACGGCGGUGGACCUGCUGCUCGGAUGUUUCGGACGCCUACGUGAGGGAAACCACCCGCAGGAUUACCAGCUGCCCCGGCCUUGAUAGUGGGCGACCGCAGUUUCUCGGACUGCACGCUACCUAAAGGUCUCUGAUCACCAGCAGGAACUGAACCGACGAUCAGAUUCAUACUUAAGCACCUCAGAGAUGAUUAAACUUCCAAAUUUUAAACUUUAACAGCCAGAUUACGAGAUGUCAGAACAUAAUGCACUUGUUUACCAAAGCUUCUGAUCUGUGAAACUUUAAACCAAAGAAACUCCCUGUGAAACAAAAAGCACUUUUUAUGUGAUUUCUUGAUUCAUCUACUGUAUCAAUUACGUCUUCUUUUUUAAAUAUUCCAAUAAAAUAUUCCAAAUGUGA
This is a messenger RNA of Micropterus dolomieu (smallmouth bass), 618 nucleotides long. RefSeq names its product arginase-1-like. Gene Ontology annotation, molecular function: manganese ion binding; arginase activity. The record is from RefSeq and is a predicted model, not a curated record. The annotation marks the transcript as partial. Gene Ontology annotation, cellular component: cytosol; cytoplasm; nucleus. NCBI's taxonomy places the organism in Eukaryota, Metazoa, Chordata, Actinopteri, Centrarchiformes, Centrarchidae. The transcript has 2 exons.